Messenger RNA from Rhizophagus irregularis DAOM 181602=DAOM 197198, 1494 nucleotides. RefSeq lists its product as uncharacterized. Gene Ontology annotation, molecular function: protein binding. Lineage: Eukaryota; Fungi; Glomeromycota; Glomeromycetes; Glomerales; Glomeraceae. The record is from RefSeq and is a predicted model, not a curated record.
AUGACUUCAUUUUUUUAUCCCAAUCUUUCGAAAGAUUUUUCCUUAAUUUUAAAUGAUGCUGAUGAUUAUAAUGUUAUUAUUAAAGUUGGAGAAAAUGAAAAUACAAAAGAAUUUCGUGCUCAUUCAGUAAUUUUACGUGCUCGUUCUCCUUAUUUCAAAAGUGCUCUUUCAUCUAAUUGGAUCACAAAGAAAAAUGAUAUGAUCAUGUUUAAAAAAACGAACAUUACACCAAAUAUUUUUAACUUAAUUUUAAGAUAUAUUUACGUUGGCGAACUUGAUUUAACUGGACAAUCUAGUAAAGAUAUUCUUGAAUUAUUAAUCGCAUCGGACGAAUUACUUAUUGGAGAGUUAUUUAAUUAUGUUCAAGAUUAUUUAAUUGAAAAACGAAUUGAGUGGAUUCUUAAAAAUUUAUUUCUUGUUUUACAUAUUGCGUUUAAAAUCACUGAUUGCAAGAAAUUACAAGAUUAUUGUAUUGAUAUUAUUUGUGAAGAUACACAUUUAUUUAUUACUUCAAACGAAUUUCUUUCUCUAGAUAAAGAUAUUAUUUAUAAAAUACUUGAAAGAGAUGACUUACGAAUUAAAGAAGUCAUCGUUUGGGAUCGCUUAAUUAAAUGGGGUAUUGAACAGACUCCUGGUUUGGGAAAUGAGAAUUGCUAUGUAAACUUGCAUCACUUAAUUAAAUGGGGUAUUGAGCAAACUCCUGUUUCGGAAAAUGAGAAGUGCGAUAUAAGCAAAUGGUGCAAUGAAGAUUAUGAAGCAUUAAAGGAAAUAUUAAAUCAAUUUAUUCUUCUCGUUCGAUUUGUAGAAAUAACUUCUGAUGAUUUUAAUAAUAAAGUCAAACCAUAUAAGAAUAUUAUUCCUAAUCACAUUUAUGAAGAAAUCGAAGAAUUUUAUAAUAAAGGUACCUUUCCAAAAAUAAAUACUUUACCACCUAGAAUAGGAAAACUUGAUUCAAAAAUUAUCAACCCAAAACUCGCAAAAAUAAUUAUCAAAUGGAUUGUUAAAGAAGAUUUCUGGAUUUUACGUUAUAAAUUUAAUCUUAUGUAUCGUGGUAGUAUUGAUGGUAUUAGUUAUGAAACAUUUAAAAAUAAAUGUAAAGGUCAAAUGGAAAGUUUGGUUUUAAUUAAAGUUAAACAUACAAAUAAAAUAUUUGGUGGAUAUAGUUCUAUUGGGUUUAAUUCCAUUGGAAAUAAUGUUCCAAGUCUUAAUGGUUUUGAUAAUACAAAGUAUUAUUAUUCAUCGGAUAAUUUUAUUUUUUCAUUUGAAAAUGAUGAUGAUACUCAAAAUAUGAAAAUAAGUCGUGUGAGAAAUUAUAAUAAGGCUAUAUACGAUUAUUAUGGUACUGGAUUUGAUUUUGGUUUUGAUUCAUUGUUUAUGUAUCAUAAUCAAUGUUUGUAUGCUAAAAAUGAUAGUAAAAUUUACGAAGAUAAUUUAAAUACAAAUUCAGUUUAUGAGAUUGAAGAAAUCGAAACAUUCAUUGUAACUAAACAAUAA